Molecule: messenger RNA, 2419 nt
Organism: Macroventuria anomochaeta
Lineage: Eukaryota; Fungi; Ascomycota; Dothideomycetes; Pleosporales; Didymellaceae
Exons: 2
Coding region: 101-2419 (772 amino acids)
Biological process (GO): double-strand break repair via nonhomologous end joining
Cellular component (GO): nucleus
Molecular function (GO): DNA binding; DNA-directed DNA polymerase activity
Source: RefSeq, a predicted model, not a curated record
GGAAUGUUGUUCCCACAUACUAUUGGCGAGAACAUAGCUUUCGCAAGCUUCAUAUAUUGAUCCAGACUAAUGACAGCAGUCAACGAAGACCUUAUUCAUCAUGUCGGACAAUGAGCUGGCCGCUAAACAAGCAUAUUUCGAGGAGCAAAAGCUGUUAGAUAUUACAGACGACGAGUCAAGUUGCAAUGACGAGGUUGCAGACAAGAUCGGGUGUGCGAUGGCCGAAAUGCCUCCACCAAAGCUCGCACGACAGACGAGCAACUUUCUCGGUCCGACAUCAAAGGAAGUGAAAGCCGACUUCGAAGCAUAUACGACACGGCGGCGUGCAGUCAUGCGAGAUGAGACUAAGAUCCUGACUCGCUCGGCGACAGCGCCUGAGAUGGAAUUGACAAAGAGCUUUUCUGUCACUAAGCCACGAGCACGCCAAUUGUCGAAUGCCGAAGGCGAGGCGAACAGUAAGAUGAAGCGCGUCACAUCUCUGCCCAAUAUGACCGAGCUCGAUCAAACGCCCUUCUACCAGCAGAUGGGUGUGGUUCCGCGAGAGCUCAAGAACGGGAAGAACAUCAAGCCAGCAGACAACAUCAAGCUUGUGCCAGAAUCCCAACAGCUACUGAGUGGCAAGAUUGUCUACUUCUAUCCCAACGACGAUAUCAGCAUGGUGCGGCGGACGCGAAUUCACAAGGUGAUACAGCUUGGAGCAGCCUGGGUAAACAAGUGGAGAGAGGAUGUCACACACGUCCUGGUCGACGAUGCAAAUCACACAUACACACAAUUGCUACGACAUCUCAAUCGAGCCGGUUUUCCAUGUAUACAAUUCGGCACGCUCAUGGACCCGUCCGCUACCCGUUUCAGCGUCAAGGGUGCGCCCCAGCAAGACCAAGCAAGUCAGAUGCCAGACACGCCAGUAAAUGUUUUCGAGAGGUCAGGCGAAUCGCAGACGUCGCUGCAGAUCAAACAAACGAGAAAGCAGAAAGAUGCAGUGUCAUCUCAAAAGACAGGUUCUGUUCUAGCAGAAGGCACUCCAAGUCAGAUCGCUGUCGAGAAGGUCCCCGAAAAUCCUUUGCAGGCGAGGGUCGAAGACAGCUUUGUGAUGCCUUCAUCAGAGAUUAGUGAAGAUCCCCCAGAAGCCACGAUACCCGACGCUUCCUUCGGAGACGAGCUUCUGCAAGCUAUACGCGAGAUGAAAACAAUUGCGCAUCUACCUAUUGACGACGAUGAAGACGAAGAGUCUCCUACUCAGAGCGUUAUUGGUGUGGAAGAUGGUGAUUCAGGUACUGACGACGAGCUCCUGGAGAUGCCUACGAAGUCUCGAAAGACAUCUUACGCAAGCUCAAGCAAGUCUGCAGCCACUCGGACAACAAAGAAAGACUUCGAUCAGAGUGGCUUUCAGUGCAUGGACCCAAGUACUGGCGGAUACUCCUCUCAGAACCCGAACGCUUGCACCAUUCAGAUCCUCGAAGAGAUGGGCAGACACUACGACCAAAUGCAAGAUCAGUGGCAUACACUAGCCUACCGUCGAGGUGUCACUACACUGAAGAAGCAGACCACAAAGAUCAGUACUGCGAAGCAAGCCGCAGCUUUACCCUUCAUCGGCCCUAGGCUGGCUAGAAAGAUUGAGGAGAUUGUAUUGACGAACCGACUGCGCAAGCUCGACAACAUCAAGGACGACUCACUCGACCAAGUCCUUCGCCUUUUCCUAGGCGUAUACGGCGCCGGUCUCGUCCAGGCCAACAAAUGGAUACAAGCCGGCCACCGUACGCUGGAAGACCUACUCACCAGAGCAAGGCUCACCGACAGUCAAAAAGUCGGCCUCGAGCACUACUCAGACUUCAACACACGCAUCCCACGCGCAGAAGUAGCCGCACACGGUGCAGUUGUCAUCAAAGCUCUAAAGAAGCUCGAUCCCAGAUUCGAAGCAACAGUCAUGGGUAGCUACCGCCGGGGAGCCAAAGACUCAGGCGACAUCGACAUGAUCAUCACACGGCCUGGCAUGUCGCUCUCACAGAUCCGCACCAUCGUCUUCGACAUACUCGUCCCACAUCUCUUCAAUGCAGACUUUCUGAAAGUCUCACUCGCAACAAUGCGCUCCAACGAUGCCAGUGGGACGAAAUGGCAUGGCGCAUCCUGCCUUCCCGGAUCGAAGACCUGGCGACGCAUGGACUUUCUGGUGGUGCCGGAGUACGAGAUGGGUGCAGCGUUGAUUUACUUUACUGGUAAUGACAUUUUUAAUCGAAGUAUAAGGCUGCUGGCCAGGAAGAAGGGUAUGCGACUCAAUCAGAAGGGGUUGUACAAGGAUGUGAAGCGCGGCAGGAGAGGGGAGAAGUUGAAUGAGGGGACAUUCGUCGAAGGGAGGAGUGAGAAGAAGAUCUUUGAGAUUCUUGGGGUGCCGUGGAGGGAGCCGCAUGAGAGGAUAUGCUAA